AUGCAUUUACUUAUUUCCUUUUUCUUCGCCAUCAUCGUGAAGAAUCAAGGGGCAGAUUGGUGCUACCAGUCCCAGGUUACAUGUGGUGGCCACUGCACAGGACCUGAUGGUUGGACAACGGUUGCUGGGGCAUGUGGCGGAAAAGCCCAAUCCCCCAUUAACAUUGUGACAAGAAGAACUCUACCAGAUGGACGCCUUACACCAUUCACAUUCGCUGGGUACCAAGAGGCCUUCCACAGUCUCAUCACAAACAAUGGUCGCACUGUUCAAGUGGACCUGCCUGCCACAGCAAAAGUACAGGGUGGAGAUCUGGCUGUGCCAUACAAGGCAAUACAGCUCCACCUGCACUUGGGCAAGGAUGGAGGCCCUGGAUCCGAACACACCAUCGAUGGAGAACGAUAUCCCAUGGAGCUGCAUAUAGUAAAUAUAAAAGAGGAGUACAACUCUUUGGAUGAAGCUCUGAAAGACCUUGCAGGGGUUGGAGUUCUAGGAUUCUUUUACGAGCAAUCAGGAAGCUCCAACAAAAAAUAUGAAUCCAUCAUAAAUGCUCUGAACUCAAUCAAUAUGCCUAGCUCCAACACUACCCUGAGUGAUGUGUCCCUGGACAUGUUCAUCCCCUCUCAGAGUAAUAUGACCAGCUACUUCCGCUACCAGGGCUCUCUCACCACACCUCCCUGUGAAGAAGCUGUAGUUUGGACCGUGUUCAAAAAUACCAUUCCUCUCAGCAGGCAACAGCUUGAUGCAUUUUCUCGGCUUCAGUUUGCUGAUGGAAAGCCUAUGGUGGGAACAUAUCGCCCAGUCCAGCCGUUGAAUGGUCGCCUGGUGUAUCGCUCUGGAAGUCAAGUUAUCUUAGUCAGCACUUGGCUACUCAUCACCUCUGUGAUAUCAGCCAUUGGACUCCCACUGCCCAAAUAA
Messenger RNA from Oncorhynchus tshawytscha (Chinook salmon), 915 nucleotides. RefSeq names its product carbonic anhydrase 4-like. The coding region runs from base 1 to 915 and encodes 304 amino acids. Lineage: Eukaryota; Metazoa; Chordata; Actinopteri; Salmoniformes; Salmonidae. Gene Ontology annotation, cellular component: plasma membrane. The transcript has 8 exons. Gene Ontology annotation, molecular function: carbonate dehydratase activity; zinc ion binding. The record is from RefSeq and is a predicted model, not a curated record.